Molecule: messenger RNA, 5087 nt
Organism: Strongylocentrotus purpuratus (purple sea urchin)
Lineage: Eukaryota; Metazoa; Echinodermata; Echinoidea; Camarodonta; Strongylocentrotidae
Product: rab GDP dissociation inhibitor alpha
Exons: 9
Coding region: 156-1490 (444 amino acids)
Biological process (GO): protein transport; vesicle-mediated transport; small GTPase-mediated signal transduction
Cellular component (GO): cytoplasm
Molecular function (GO): Rab GDP-dissociation inhibitor activity
Source: RefSeq, a predicted model, not a curated record
UGAACUUGCGGACACGUACGGGUGCGCCAAAUCAUCAUCAUCAUCGGAUCUCGCCGGAGGAGCAACAGACUGAUUAUUCACUUUUUCUAACCAGGAAUCUGCUCUUAAAAUACGAAUUAUUCUAUUCCCUGUGUAUACCGGACACCUGUAUAGAUAUGGAUGAGAGCUACGAUGUUAUUGUGCUUGGCACAGGUCUGAAGGAAAGUGUGCUGAGUGGACUUAUGUCAGUGAACGGCAAGAAAGUUCUUCAUCUGGAUCAGAAUAAGUACUAUGGUGGAGAAAGUGCAUCUCUAACUCCCCUCAAAGAUGUGUAUACAUACUUCACGAAGGAGAUGCCAGGUGGUGAUGACAGCAUGGGGAGAGGCAGGGACUGGAAUGUGGAUCUCAUCCCAAAGUUUCUCAUGGCAACAGGUAAGCUGGUGAACAUACUGAUCAAUUCUGGAGUGACUCGUUACCUGGAAUUCAAGUCGGUGGAAGGGAGCUAUGUCUUCAAGGAUGGCAAGGUCCACAAGGUCCCUGCUACAGAAACAGAAGCACUGACAUCUUCUUUGUUGAGCUUGGGUGAGAAGAACAGCUUCAGAGGAUUCCUGAAGUACAUCGCUGAAUUCAACCCCGAAGACCUGAAGGAUGAAGUAGACCCUGAGACGACCACUGCACAGGAACUCUAUGAUAAGUUUGGAUUGUCCAAGUCUACCGUUGACUUCACUGGCCACGCCCUGGGUCUGUACAGAGAUGACAGCUAUCUAGCACAACCGUGCGGGAAGACUAUCAGGAGGAUCAAACUGUACUCUGAAAGCCUUGCUCGCUAUGGCAAGUCACCGUAUCUCUAUCCAAUGUAUGGUCUAGGAGAGUUACCACAGGGAUUUGCUAGACUGUCUGCUAUCUACGGAGGUACCUACAUGCUAGACAAGCCCAUCGAUGAGAUCACGAUGGAGGAUGGAAAGGUCACGGGGGUCAAAUCUGGCGGUGAGGUCGCCAAGUGCAGCAUGGUGAUUGGCGAUCCUAAGUACUUCCCUGACAGAGUCAAGAAGGUUGGACAGGUUGUUCGUGCCAUCUGCUUGCUGAAUCACUCUGUACCUAACACCUCUGAUGCGGCUUCUUGCCAGAUUAUCAUCCCUCAGGGCCAGGUCAAUCGCAAAUCUGAUAUCUAUGUCCUGAUCGUAUCCCAUGCCCACCAUGUUGCUACCAAGGGACACUACAUCGCUCUAGUUGCUACCACGGUUGAGACAGGCGAACCCGAAGAUGAGUUGAAACCAGGUCUAGAUCUGCUUGGCCCCAUCGUCGAGAAGUUUGUGUCUGUCUCGGACAUGUAUGAACCAAAUGAUGAUGGCAAGGAGAACCAGCUCUUCAUCUCGAGCUCUUACGAUGCGACCACACACUUUGAGACAGUCCUCGACGAUAUCCAAGAUAUAUACCUGAGAGCUACCGGAGAAGCGAUAGACUUCUCAAAAGUCCAGCACGAUCUAGAAGCCAACAAAGAUUCCCAAUAAGCUCUCUCUGUCUGUCUUUAGUUCCAAGUCACAUAAAUAGUCCACUAUCUCCUGUGUGAGUUCUGUAGUGAGAGAGCUAAGAGGCUGUAUGUGCACGAGAAGAAGCCGUAUAAAGCAAUUUUAUCAUUUUAAGUCUGUUUUAUCGCUGCUCAUGAUCUAUUGAACUCCAGUAUAGUUGCAUAUCACUACUUAAAGUGCAACCAUAUGAUGUGUACUUAAAGUCAUCUUGUAAAUGUAAUUUGAAUUGAUCAAAUGGUAUCACAUAGAUUGUGUUAAAGCAUAUGAAUAUAUAGGGUGGUUUAUUUUUGUUUUUCAAUAAUUGGAUGUACAGGUGGUGUAAGGGGUAGAUUCGUAACUCAAAAUGAUUUUGUUUUUCUUCUCCAAAUUACCCGGUAGUGAGGUGGUGAUAAAUGUUUACAUUCCACAUAUUUUAUUUGUAAAUUCUGAAGUUAGACUUCAAAGGAUUUUUUCUUCUUCUUCUUAUUCCAGCUGUAAUUGUGAACCAAUCAUGCUUCCUAUUAACAGUGAUAACUUGUACAGAGGUAAUGGAUGAUGAUGUAUACUACUUAAUGAGUUAUGCCUUUCAUGUUCAUAAUGUGUGUAUUGCAACUGAAGUAGAGCUAGGCUAAUCAAACUUGAGGUCGAGCAUUUUAAAUGCACUUUCCAUAAAUGUACAUGUCUGUGAAUUAGAGCAAAAGACAAAAUUAUUUCUUAUUGCUAUUUUUGUUUUUUGUUGUUGCAUAACAUACCUAGUAUCACUGCUUUUAGAAUGAAGAGUAUCUAUCACAUUUAGUAGAUUAGAUUAUCAACUCUGAAAUCAUCAACUCUCUUGAAAAUAUGUGCAAACUUCAAAGAGAGCAGAUUGAAAGGUUAUGGAACAGAACAGAAUAUUGUAGCACAUACAUCUCUGAGAUGUAAUAAAUUUGUUGUGUACGAAGGAACAUGCGUUACCGACAGGAUUUUGAGAAUUUUGAGGAAAAGAAUCUGUAUCCUUCACUCUUUUAUGUGAAAAAACAAUCUCACUGAUAAAGUAGGCAGUCCCAUUGUAAUACAAGUAGCUGAUCUAUAUCCAUUUUAGCGAGAGAAGCUUGGUAAGAUGCAUACAAAACAAGGCCUCUAAUCUUUAUCUGAAGGAAAACAUUUAGUUCAUGAAUAAUGAAGGCUAAAAACUACAUGUCUUGUACAUAACAAAGAAGGUUACCAUAUAGCUCAUGCCAUUGUUGUUUGAAGAAAAAAACAGGAUUUAAAUACAACCGCAAUGACUACUAGUUUAGAAAUUUAUGGCAUUUAAAUCUGAAAACAAUAUACAUACCUGUUGAAUUAUGUAUUGUAAUCUGUCCAGUGUGAUUGUGCUUUUAGAGUAGAGUAUGUGGAAUAUCUUGUUCUUUACUUGCUAGAUAGUUUUCUCAAAAUCAUGUGCAACUGAAAACCCAUACUGUGUCCUUCCUAUAAAGCUUGAAAUAUAAAUACUUUAGUGUGUGAAUGCAUGGAAAGGAUAGCUGAUGAAGAAUGAAAAUAUGUUUUGUUUCGAAUUGAAGUUGAAGAAAUUAUUUACAAAGUAAGUAGGAUUCUGGUUGCUUCAGAAUUUAUAUGACAUCGCUUUCAAUGUUCCGUACACCACAAGCAUGUUCAAAUGAAAGUAAUUGAUUCUUCAUGACUGUAGUCACGUCAAUGUCCACAAAGCUAUGAUAUUGGGGUUGAGUAAGAUUGAUAUUUACAUGAGUUGAAAUAAUGUCAAGUAUGUUUCAUUCUCAACUUUAAAGAUGAUAUUGAUUUUUGGUCUUCAAUUUUCAUUGUGAAGGAAACUGACUAAAAGUUAUUUUGAAUGGCUGAUUAUCGGAGUAAAUAGAUUUAGUACAGCAGGUAGGACUUUGUCACAAAUUAACCAAAUCUUGCUGAAAAUCACAAAUGAUGGAGAAAAAAAAACAGACAGGCAUAAGAGUCUAGGAGGACAAAUACAAACAUGUGGCAUUUUGGAUUUGGACCAAAGGAGACUAUUUCUAAUCAUAUUUAAUGUAUUUAAUAUAUGAGCACAUUUCAUUUCUAGAGCAAUUCUCUUCAUGAGACAUUGUUUCUUUGAUAUUAAAUCACAUGGGAAUUAGAAAAAAAAUGGGAAAGCCCCCAUGUUUAUUUUCUUCUGUAUAAGAACUCAAACUUAUCUUUGAGCCAAAGGAUACGUGGUUGAACUUCUUUUAUCCAUAAACUUGUAAUGUGAGGAAUUCUUAGUAGUUGCAAUAGAGCUGACAAUCUUCUUUUUUUCUUGCCCUUUUUAUGAAAUAUUAACUGAUUACAGAAAUAAAGUGUACAUUUUUCAUGAGCAACAUUCAAAGAGUUUUGAAAGCUUGGGAAUCUGCAGAUAUCACAAUGCACUGGAAUAAAUAAGGUGUGAAUACAUUGUAUAAUGAAUUAAGUAGCAUGUAUGUUUGCAAUAUAAUGGCUGAUGUGGCAUUCUAGAAAAGAAAAAGUCUUAUUUAAUAAUGUAUCACCUGGUGGGGAAAAGUAUAGUACUAAUGAGUUUCAUACCAAAUCUGCGCUGGAACACCUAGUGAUGCUCAUUUGCUCACAAGCCAUGUGCUUCUUUAGUUGCAAUAUUUUUUUGUAUACAAGAAAGAUUAUUGUUUUAUUUUCCAUGAAAUAUUUGUGUAGUUGAUUAUUCUGAUCUUUUCAAUGUUUACAUUUUUUAUUUAUCAUCCAUAAAACUUGCCUUUAUUUGAUAUGAGAAGUGUGUUUGAACUGGAACAAUCCAUACUGAAAAACCUUAGUGCAUUCAAGCCUACUUAAGUAUGUUUGUUGAUAUGAAUGAAAGCUCAUAUGCUGUAAAGUCAGCAUUUAUGUCAUGUUUUAUCAUAAACAGAUUUUAUCUUGUUACACAUUCUUACUUAAUAUAUUCUUAUCUCUGAUUGCAAUACAAGCCAUUGUGGUUACAAAGAGGUUUUCUUUAUUUUGUAGUAGCUAUAGUCAAUCAUGUAUGUAAAAUUUAUUGUUCCUAAUUCAGUGUCAUGUUAGUAGGGUGAGGGAAGUGGUGAUGGUUGGCAAAGUGCAAAAUAGUUUUAAAAAUAUACACAAAUUACAUUAUUUGUUUGCGUAAUGGUCCAUACAUCUACAAGUAAGGUUGUCUUUGUUGAUAAGCGUUGAUAUGACACAAAGGCACUUCCAUGUUCAUUCCAUGUCGGGUUCAAUUCAAAAGACGCAAUUUCAAAUAUUCAAGAAUUUGGAGACCACUCAGAGAUUCAUCAUUUCUUUUGAUUCCUCUACAAUUCUUGAAUUUGUCACAGUGUUUCUGUAGGUUAGGAGUAGUGGUAUAAAUAAAUAAAUAUACAAUAUCUAUGGAUCUUACCUGGCCUUCGUUGUGCAGUUAAUAUAAAUGGGGGACAACAAAUAGAGAUGUGUAUGUUAAUUAGCAAUGAAUAGAUAUAUGCCAUAGUACUGCCUGAUAUAUGAAACCUUAAACUUGGUAGCCGUAUCUACAUUUGUAAUUCCAAGCAAGUUGUAGAAUUUGCAUUGCCAUGGCUGUCAUUUAACAUGUUUUGAAGGCCCUAGGUGUAUUGCAGUUUAUUUGCUUCAGAAUGAAAUAAAUGUAUGGUCAUCUGCACGCAA